Chlamydomonas reinhardtii is the source of this 7738-nucleotide messenger RNA. RefSeq lists its product as uncharacterized. Gene Ontology annotation, molecular function: ATP binding; protein serine/threonine kinase activity. NCBI's taxonomy places the organism in Eukaryota, Viridiplantae, Chlorophyta, Chlorophyceae, Chlamydomonadales, Chlamydomonadaceae. Gene Ontology annotation, cellular component: cytoplasm; autophagosome. Bases 714 to 7604 code for a protein of 2296 amino acids. Gene Ontology annotation, biological process: protein autophosphorylation; autophagosome organization; peptidyl-serine phosphorylation. The record is from RefSeq and is a predicted model, not a curated record. The transcript is spliced from 11 exons.
GGAUACCACCGGACGUCGACGGGGGAAGCCCGACAUUUGCGUCGAUGCUCGGUUGGAAAUACUCAAGAAAAUCGCUUGUGCCUCUAACAUAGCUUUGCCAAUACACAUAAGCUACACAAUCGCAGCGGGAUAGGCCGGCUAGCCCCUCGGCGCACAAGCCCGCUACGGGAGUCGUUAGUGCGGCUGGCUUGAGGGCUUCCUGAACACAGGAAUAGGGCAAUCAUCUCUCCGUGUGCUUUGCUAUAGGUAUGUCGCUGAUUAGCAUGCACAGAUCCAGACCCGUGUAAAAACAUGGUUUCGAGGGAAAGUGCAAACAGGUGCUGUCCUGAAUUCGCCUCUGACACACACGCCUCCGAGGUAGUGAGCAGUGGGCAAUGUGCUAUCGGUACAUAUUCGCCAGAGAAUUUGCUCCGCCGCAGCAUUGCAUCUUACCUCACCGCCUGCUCAAUACCAAUCAUUUUACCAGUUGUGUUACAACAAUAUAAUUGCUGCGUUUUAGCAUGACGGCAACACUCACAAGCCGCACGCAAGCUGCUCGGCCUAUGUAAAUACCCUGCAAGUAGCCUUCUUGAAUCCCUCAAGGCUUUGUGCACGCGAACAGGCGCUUUCUUUCUCUAAGCAAUGGCCCCUGGCGUAGAACUGAGCCAGAACUCGGCUUCGCCUGGCGCAGCAGCCUUGAGUGCUGUUUCUGGCAGCAGCCAGAAGCGCCCAGAAUGAACAUCGACACAGACUCACAGCAUGCGGAAAAGAUGGCCGCAAUUGAGGCUGAGGCGGGCAUUGAGAACGUGGCCCUUGGCGCCGCGCGCAGACCUGAGACGCCAGAGGCGAGCGACUUCAUGGAGGAUGCACUUGAUUCAAGCAGCAAUGCAAUGCCGCCGUCGUCGUCGCUGCAGCAGCAACAGCGUCACUCGUCGACCGCACAGCAGGCGCUGAAGCUGAAGCUCGGUCGCGUGGUUGGCAGCGGCACCUUCGCCAUUGUGCACAAAGCACUGCUGAACGGCAAACUUGUAGCCUGCAAGGUCCUGCGCCCGGAGUUUGCUGCGCACAAGCUGGUGGUGCGGAUGCUGUUGAAGGAGGCCAACCUCAUGUCCUGGCUGGACCACCCGCACAUUGUGCGCUGCCACACGCUGUGUCAGGUGCCGGGUGGGGCGGGCGGCCAACAGGACACCUACGCACUCAUUAUGGAGUACCUAGAGGGCUCCUCUCUGGCCCACGUCAUCAGCAAACAGAUGAAGGAGCCGCGCCAGCCCCUGUACAGCGAUGUGGAGGGGCUGACGUGGCUGCUGCAGAUUGCCGAGGCCCUGGCGUACCUGCACGCACGGGAUCCGGUGGUCAUUCACAGAGACAUCAAGCCGGCUAACGUGCUGCUAGGUCGGCCGCAGCCGCAGCAGCUGCAGCCGCCACCGCAGGCGCUCAUAGCGCACCCGCCCGCGCGCCUCGGCGCCAAGCUGUGCGACUUUGGCCUGCACCAGACGGUCAAGGCUUUGCACCACCGACCGAUGAUCCGGGUAAACUCGCGGGUCGCGCGCGCCUCCAACGCCGGCGUCUUCCAAACGCCACGCGUCAGCGACGACGGAUCUAUCAUGCUGCCGCCCGCGCUGCUGGACGCGGCGGUCCGCGUGCGCGCCUCCAUCGACGGCGACGGCGCCGCCGCUGGCGGCACCGGCACGGGCACCGGCACGGGCACGGGCGCCGGCAGCGGCAGCGGCCUCAACAGCGGCCUCAGCUCCUGGCGGGGCGGCGCCACAGCAGGGCCGCUGUCUGCAAGCAGCAGCCAGGCGCUGGCGGCGGCGGCGGCCGCGGCGGCCGCGGCGGCGGCCGCCGCCGCGGCCUCCGCCUUGCGCGCUGGCGGCGGCGCCGGUGGCCCCUCUUCCGUCACAGACUUCGGGAGUGGCGUGUCGCUGGCGGCAGUGGCAGGUGCUUCGUCGUCGCUGCACCGGCUGCCGAGCGCGCCCGGAUUUGUAGUCGCCUCUCCCCGGGCCUCGGACGCCACGUCGGCGGCCGCCGCGGCGGCGGCGGCGCUGCUCACGUCGGGCGGCGCCGGCGGCGGCGCCUGGCCGCCAGCAGCUUCGCCGCGCACGGCGGCUAGCGGCGGCGGCGGCGGCGGCGGCCCAGGCUCUUAUGCAGGUGGCGGCGGAGGAAGGGAUGCGGCAGCGGCGGCGGCUGCGAUUGCGGCCGUUGCUGCGGCGUACGGUGGCGGGGGGCAGCAACCGGCGUCUUUCCGCCGCGCGCCCGUCACUUCGGGACCGUCACUUCAGCCUGUGUCGCCUGCGCUGCUGACGGCGCAGCGACUGGAGCAGCAGCAGGCACUUAUGCAACUGCAGCAGCUGCAGCAGCUGCAGCAGCAGCAACAGCAGCAGCAGCAGGAGUUUGCUGCAGGCCCCGCCAGUGACACAUUUAUGCAGCAGCAGCACCAGCAUCAAUCGCAUCAACCCCAGCAGCAACAGCAGCAACUGAGGCAGCAACUGAGGCAGGUUGCACAACAGCGCGUUGAGUCAGCAUCCAGCCCCCUUGACUCCAUGCCGAGUCCCGAGGUGUUCACGGGCGCCUCACCCACCGGCCGCGUGGGCGUCAGCAGCCCUCUCUCCAAUGCCGCGUACGGCGCGCCCCGCGUGCCACCUCAGCAGCCCGUCACGUACCGCCAGCCCCAUGCCGCGGUGCAUGCGCCGCUGGCUCCCUUGCUUCCCCACACCCCGUCGCUAGACAGCUCCCCGCCCGGCCUGCAUCCUGCACACCCGCAGCAGCACCCACACCCGCAGCAGCAGCAGCAGCGGCAGCAGGCCCUGAGCUCACAGCUAGCUGCAAUGAUGCGGUACACUCACGACAGCACAAGCACCGCCGGCACCGCGGCGGCGGCCGCCGCGGCCGCCGCCGCCGCCAGCAUCAGCAGCCGUGCCGCGCACCACACGCACCACCCCCAACAGCAGCCCCAACAGCACCCCCAGCGCGCGCCGCAUUCUCAAGCACAACAACAGGCGGCGGCAAGUGGCGGCGGCGGUGGCGGCGGUUUAGUGGCGCACCUCGGAGCCAUGUUCGGCCGCGGCGGCGGCGGCGGCGGUGGCGGCGGCGGCGGAGGACAACAGACACAACAGGCGCCAGUGGUUGCCUCCUCAGGGCGCUCGGGGCCGCUGUCGAGUCAGGUGUCGCUUCUGCAUGAGCUGCGCCGUACCUCGGAAACAGAGCCGCUGCCGCCGGGGCCCGGCCGGCACUCCGGGCCCAGCCACCUCCCGCACCACACGCACCACACGCCGACGUCGCCCAUGCCUACGGGCGCGGGUGAGGAGGCGGCGGCGGCGUUUGUGCAGCAGCACUACCAGCAGGGCGGCGGCCUGCUAGCCCAACAACAGCAGCAGCAGCAGCAGCAGCAGCAGCAGCAGCAGCAGCAGCAGCAGCAGCAGCAGCAGCAGCAGCAGCCGGCGGCGAGCACCUCCUCCAGCGGGCGGUGGCCGCUGCAUGCCUGGUUCUCACGGCAUCGAGCGUCCGCCGGCACAGCCGCCGAGGGCGCAGGCGGCAGCGGCGGCGGCGCCGGGCGCGGCGGCAGGGGCGCAGCGGAGGCCGCGGCCGGCGGCGGGCGCGGCCGCGGUGACAUGGGCAGCGGCCCCUCCGGCGUUGUACGCCGCUCCUCCUGCCCACGCCUCGGCACUACUACUACAGCCGCCGAAUCCCAAGGGCUGGCGGCUGUAGCAGCAGCGGGAGUGGGAGCGGCUGUAGCGCCAGCGCACUCGGCUGUAGCCGUGGCUGCUGCGGCGGCGGAGCCGCAGCAGCAGGGGCUGGGCGCGCGCGGCGUGCCGGGUCUGGUGGCGACGCCGGUGAGCCCGGGGCCGGCGGCGGCGGCGGACGUGACGGGGACAGCGGGGCCCAUGUCUGCAGCCGUUCUGCCGAGCCGGAUGCCAAUAGGGCAGAGGCAUCGUUCGCUGUCCUUUGGCGGCCGUGGCGGCGGCGGCGCCGCCAUUGCGCCGUUUGGCGGCGGUGGCGGCGACGCCGCUGUGGAGGCGGCGGUGGCGGCGGCGGCUGUGGCCGAGGUGGAUGCGGUGGCGGCGGCCGCCGCGGCGGCGGCGGCGGCGACUGCGGCGGCUGCGGCGGCUAUGGCGCCUACGCCUGGCGGGGGCCUGGAGAUCGCGGGCUUGCCUGUGAUUGAGCGGGUGUUCCAACUGAGCGGCCAAUGCGGCUCCAGUAUCUACAUGAGUCCCGAGGUGGCUCAGGAGCAGCCGUACAAUGAUAAGACUGACGUAUUCAGUUACGGCAUCAUGGUGUUUGAGGUCAUGUGCCGUACGCUCAUCAGCCACACGCAGGCGGGCCGGGACGGAUUCGGCUUCACGCGGAUGCUGGUGGAGGGCCGGCGGCCAUUGCUGCCGCCCGAUCUGGACCCGCGGGUCAGGGCGCUCAUCGAGGCCUGCUGGCGCCAAGACCCCUUGGAGCGGCCCACCAUGCGGCAGGUGGCGGCGGAGAUCCACUACAUGCUGUACGGCAUCGCCCGCCCGCCACGUGAGUACGAACUGCUGGCGGCGGCGGCGGCGGCGGCGACAACCGGCGCCGGCGCCAGUACGCCGCCCUCGCGCUCCGCCGGCACCCCCGUCAGCGGCAGCACGGCAGCGGCGGCGGCGGCCGCGGCGCCGUCGUCGUCGUCGUCUGGCGCCGCCGGCUUUGUGGCGCUGCCGGCCAUGCCGCCGCCGCCGCCGUCGCGGCCGUCGACGUCACUGGCGGCGGCAGGGCCGGCGCCGGCUGGCGCUGGGUUUGGCGUUGGCGCCGCCGCUGCAGCGCGCCCGCCACCGUCGCCUCGCGGCGCUACCAAGCCGAGUGCUGUCGCUGCCAGGACUGCCGCCGACGCCCCAGCCUUUGCGGCUCGUGGCAGCUCGACGGGCCAGCUGCCACUGCGGCCGACGCCGGUGGAGGUCCCUUCGGUGCCGUCGUUGCAGCCGCCGUCGCUGACUCGGGUGUCGUCGCAAACGCCGGCGGGUGCGGACACGCCGCUCUCCCCGUAUGAUCGCAGCAGCAGUAGCUUUGUCAUCCGCGGCGGCGUGGCGGCGGGCGCACUGGGCUCCUCAUUUGUUGUCCCGGCGUCGUCGGCGGCGUCGGCGGCGGCGUCGGCGGCGGCGUCGGCGGCGGCGGCGCGCUCCGCAGCUGGACGAGCCUCUUCAUCUGCCGGCGGCUCUGACGCCGUUCCGGCGACGGUGAAGGUGUCGAGCCUGGCACCGUCCGCCGCCGGCCGCGGCGGCGGCAUGCAGCCAAGCGCCUUCGCGGCGGCACCGAACGCUGGCGGCGGCGGCGGCGGCGGCGGCGGGCCCUCCGGGCAGCACCGCCACUACUUCACUGCCGCCGUCAACGCGGCCGCGGCGACGGCGGCGGCGGCGGCGCGGGCGUCUGCCGGCGUGACGGCGGGCGCCGCCGCCACCGUCACGCCGGCGAGUGUGCGCAUGUACCACAACCCCCUCUCCGCCGCCUCGCUGCCCGCUGCUGCUGCUGCCGGCUCCCAUUCCGCCGCCGCCGCCGCGGCUGCGGCGGCGGCGGCGGGUCCCACAGAGGAGGGCGCCGCGCGCUUCAUGAGAACCACACAGCAGCUCAGUGGCACGCUGAGUCAGCAGAUGAGUCCGCAGAUUAGUCAGCAGAUUAGUCAGCCCAUCAGCAGUGCCCAGGUCAGUGAGCACGGCGGCCACGGCGGCGGGCGGUUGCCCAGUCGUACUUCGCCGCAGGAGUCGUACGGCAUGGUGGUUGGCGGCGGGCGGCUGCUCAGCACCUCCACCAACACCGCCACCACCUCGGGAGCUCUCGCCACCACCGCCACGCCCUCCACCACCGCCCCCGGCACCUCCCGCACUGUCUCCGCCUCCUACGGCUCCUCCCUCUGGUCCGCCAACACCGCCACCGCCGUGGCGGCGGCGGUCGCCGCCGCAGACGCCCCCGGCGGCUAUGGCGGGCUGAUGUUCGGCCGCAUGUCCGUACCAACCAAGUCUGGUAUUCCGCCGCUGCCGCCGCCGCCGCCACCACCGCCGCCGUCAAGCGGCACGCAGUCGUCGUCCCGCUCCCGCUCGAUGUCCUCGCAGCGCCCGCCGGGUGCGGCCCUGGCCGGGUCGGCCUCCACUCCGCAAUCCAGCGGUGGUGGCAACGCGGCGGCUGGCGGCGGUGGCGGUGGCGGCGGCGGCGGCGGCCCAGGCCCAAGCAACGCUAGCGCUCCGCUGGCAACACCAGCAGUGCCUGCCUCUCCUACGACCACUGCGGCGGAGGCGGAGGCGGGGCUGGCGGCGGAGGCGGCGACAGUGGCUGGCGACACGCGCUCAGCAGGGCGUGUGUCGUCUGCUGUGGGGCCCACCGCUGCCAGGACUGGAACGUCCACGGGUUACACGGGUACGUUGUCGGUGGGACCCGCCGCCAUGACGCCCACGCCCGUCGGCGCUGCCAGCAGCGCCCCCAGCGCCGCCAACAACACGCCCGGCCAACACCACCGCCCGCAGCACCAGCACCAGCACCAGCACCAGCAGCCCUCCUUGCCACCCUCUUCCUCGCUCGCGCCUCAGCAGGCGCAGGCGCAGGGGCAGGGGCAGGGGCUGCAGCCGUUGAGAACACAGCAGGGCUCGACGGCGGCGAUGCUAACCCGUGCCGCCAACAGCCGAAAGGGACUCAUAGGCACUUCAAGCGCCACCAGCAACCCCAACACGACACGCAUGGGCCCGGGAACAGGCACAGGCGCAGGCUUGGCGGCCGGUGGCGGCGGCGCUGAUGCAGGUGCAAGCGCGAGGGAGCUUACUAGCAGCAGCCGUGCCGCUGCGGCCGCUGCCAACGCGGCAGCCUCAGCCGUGCUGCACCCACGCAGCAGCUACAACAGCGCCGCGGCUGGCCCCGGGGAGGUGGACAUUGCGGCCUCCAUGGACAGCAGCGGCGGCGGCACCGAAGGCGGCGGCGCCGCAUCGGCUAUGCCGCCCGCCGCCCCCAAGAGCCUGUCGUUCAGCGCCCGCGGCGGUGCCGUCCCGUCCGUGCUCAGUCUGUUUUCUGAAGUGGACACUUCCGCGCAUGGCAGCCCCAGGGGCGGCGGCGGCGGCGGCGGCGGCGGUGGUGGCGGUGGCGGCGUCGCCAUCGGCCGCACCGGCAGCCGCGGCUCUGCUGGCUCCAGCGUCGUCGCCGCCACGGGCGCCAACGCCAGCGCGUCUCUCAACGCGGGCGCGGCGGCAGCGGGUGAUGGGGAGGCGUCGGUGCCGACGCCGCGCGCCUUUGGGUUUGGCGCCUUUGCGGCGCUGCGCAGCGGCCGCCGCAGCUCCGUGCGGGUGGCGGCGGCGGCGGCGGCGGGCGGCAGUGUGACGUCGCCGCGUGGCAGCACGCACAGCGGCGCAGGCGUGGGUGUGUUGGCCACUGGGUCAGCGGCAGAGCUCGGCGUGGCCGUAGCAGCGGCGGCGUCAGGGACUGCGGUGGGGGCUGCGGUGGCGACGUCGGCGGGUGGGCCGGCGGGGAUGUCACGGCUUGCGAGCGGCGGGCGCCGUCGUGGUGACGAGGCGGGGCCGGCGGGCGCCGCCGCGGCCUCGGCCCACCGCGCAGAGGAGGAGGACGAGGGCGAGCAGGCGGAUGGCCACAAAGCGACGGCCGGCUGCGGCCGUUGCGGCUGCGUGAUUUCGUAAACGAAGAGAAGCAUUUGUCGAUGCAGUAAUGUGCGCAUGCUCAGACUGAGAAAGAAAGUUGAAGAGACGCUCUGCGCUUUGCAGUUUGCUGCUGCAGUAGCCACUCACUGGAAGAAGACUUGAUUAUCCGGACU